Molecule: messenger RNA, 1597 nt
Organism: Halteromyces radiatus
Lineage: Eukaryota; Fungi; Mucoromycota; Mucoromycetes; Mucorales; Cunninghamellaceae
Exons: 5
Coding region: 59-1597 (512 amino acids)
Source: RefSeq, a predicted model, not a curated record
CUUUAUUUGUUGUUUUUCAAAUUCUUCUUCUUUUUUUUUUUUUACUAUCUAUAAAACUAUGCAGUUAAAACGACGUUGGCUUAAUCAACAUUCACCUACUUUCAAUGACACUCAUUCCCUUUUAUUAUCCUUACCAAAAGAACUCCUAUUUCAAAUUAUUACCAACGUCGCGAAUUCUCCUUGUGUAGACAAUUUAUAUCCACAAUCAUUGAUCGAACUUUCUAAAUGUUGCCAUUAUCUUCACCACCUUAUUCAUUAUGAUCCUUGGCGAUUUAAUACUCUUUGGCCAAAUGCAUUCCAUGAACGAUUCGAUACCCGUGCUAUUUACCGAAGACGACUUGAUGGUUGGGAUUGGCAAAAAGUUAUGAAACUUCGUUGUAAAGCUUUAUAUGCCUGUAAAGCUUUUGCUAGUCAACCUACUGAUUGUCAUUUAUUGGAUGCUAUUCGAUGGGAAAUUAUUUGGGAUAUGAUUACUGAACAUGAUGAACGUAACAUACCACAUCUUUUAAAUUAUAAUGUUCAUUCUGCUGCUGUUGCUGCCUUUCAAUUAGAUCAACAUCGUGAUCGUAAAUUAUUCCCUGUGGUUCUCCCCAUUUUAUCACUCUUGGUCAAUUAUGAUUUCAAUAUUACUUCUCAUUUUCGAGCACCCAUCCAACCUAAUUCAGCACAAAUUGUGUCAACAGAACUCAGCAGAUUCGCUUACAAUUUUGAAGCAGCCGAUUCAUUGAUCACCAAACAUAUGCCAUUACGACCUUUCCAUGCAUCAGCUCAACAUGGCAAUGAAACACCUACUGAUGAUGAAUUACCGCUUACUUUUUAUCCCGCCUUGGAUGCCCCUGCUGCUGCUUUGCAUCUCUUCUUUACCACUUUUUUCGCCUCUCAUCCAUCAUUGUAUUCUAUCAUUCCUGGUUGUAUUCCAAUUCCUUUGUUUCAAAUUAGUUCUGAUAUGUUUGAUGUGGAAUACCUACGACGCUAUGAACGUAACUUAUUUAUCAAUUCUCAUGUUGACGAUCAAACUCGAAAAAAUGAACGGCCUUGGGUGGAAAACGUCACCACCUUACCUUCCAAUAACAUUUAUGCCAAUACUGGAUUUGCAAGUCCUUCUCAUUUUGUCAGUGAAGCUCAUCAUAUCGAAGGUGAUUGGUUAGGUUAUUAUUCAUUUGUGGAUCCAGAAGACGUUGCUACAGAAGCCGAAGAUUGGUUUGAUGGUCCCAUGCGUUUAUCUAUUCGAAUUGUACCAUUGGAAGACCAUCAUCAUCAUCAUCAUCAUCAUCAUCAAUCAUCUAAUAGACAUGAUGCCUUCCCAAGCAUGCAUUUACAAGAAUGUCCAUUAACGAAAUUUGAAGGCACUGGUGUUGACAAUCUUGGUAGUUUUACUGUGGUGGGAUUGAUUGAUGAUACUGAAGAUGGCCAAGUGACGUGGGAAAAGACCUAUGUAGAAUCUGGUGAAACUUGGGAAUAUUCUGGUCGAUUUGCUUUACCUAUGGGGAUAUGUGGUCGUUGGGGUGAUGAAGAAUAUGGUGGUCCUUGGUGGAUGUGGAAAACAUCCAAUUGUAGCAAUAGUGAAUCUGUCCUUACUUCUUAUAAUAUCAAAUAG